This is a messenger RNA of Cavia porcellus (domestic guinea pig), 6156 nucleotides long. It is a transcript of the gene Naa25, whose product is annotated as N-alpha-acetyltransferase 25, NatB auxiliary subunit. Gene Ontology annotation, cellular component: cytoplasm; NatB complex. NCBI's taxonomy places the organism in Eukaryota, Metazoa, Chordata, Mammalia, Rodentia, Caviidae. Gene Ontology annotation, molecular function: protein binding. The coding region runs from base 304 to 3138 and encodes 944 amino acids. Gene Ontology annotation, biological process: N-terminal peptidyl-methionine acetylation. The record is from RefSeq and is a predicted model, not a curated record. The transcript is spliced from 24 exons.
CGUUGAGGGAGCGCGCUCCCUCGGAGCGGGCAGGCGCGGGGGGCGGGCCGCGCGGGCCACUAGGCCGCAGCCUGGGGCCUCACGUAGGCGCCGACCCGGCCUCCUUGAGCUUCGGGCCGGGAGAGCCGCGGUGGGGCAGCAGCAAGUUGGCCGACAGGCAGGCCCGAUAGGAAGCGUCCUACCGUACAUACCCGCGCCGCCCGCGGACUGCGUUGUUUCGGACUCUCUGAGAGGGACUCGCGGUCUUCUGCAAGAGGAAACUGGUUUCGGCAAGAAGAUUAUCUUGAUAAUGGUAAUAAUAAAAUGGCAAUUCAGCAAGCAGAUAAAUUGUUGAAGAAACAUAAGGACCUUCAUUGUGCUAAGGUUUUAAAGGCAAUCGGUUUACAAAGAACUGGAAAGCAGGAGGAAGCCUUUACUUUAGCACAGGAGGUGGCAGCUCUGGAACCCACAGAUGACAACUCACUGCAGGCGCUGACUAUCCUUUACCGGGAGAUGCAUCGGCCCGAAUUAGUUACAAAACUUUAUGAAGCUGCUGUGAAGAAAGUUCCCAACAGUGAGGAGUAUCACUCUCACCUCUUCAUGGCCUAUGCCAGAGUGGGUGAAUACAAGAAAAUGCAACAGGCUGGCAUGGCUCUAUAUAAGAUUGUCCCCAAAAAUCCUUACUAUUUUUGGUCUGUGAUGAGCUUAAUUAUGCAAUCUAUAUCAGCACGGGAUGAAAACCUCUCAAAAACAAUGUUUCUGCCCCUGGCUGAGAGAAUGGUCGAAAAAAUGGUAAAAGAGGACAAGAUAGAGGCUGAGGCUGAGGUCGAGCUUUAUUAUAUGAUCCUGGAACGACUGGGAAAGUACCAGGAGGCCUUGGAUGUCAUUAGAGGGAAAUUAGGAGAAAAACUGACAAGUGAGAUUCAGAGUCGUGAAAAUAAAUGCAUGGCUAUGUACAAGAAGCUGAGCAGGUGGCCAGAAUGUAAUGCCCUUUCUCGGCGCCUCUUACUAAAAAACUCAGAUGACUGGCAGUUCUAUCUGACUUAUUUCGAUUCUGUCUUUCGACUGAUUGAAGAGGCCUGGACUCCACCUGCUGAAGGUGAACACUCAUUAGAAGGAGAAGUACAUUACUCUGCAGAAGAAGCUGUGAAGUUUAUAGAAGAUCGAAUAACAGAAGAAUCUAAAAGUUCUCGCCAUCUCCGGGGACCACAUCUAGCUAAACUGGAGCUGAUUAGGCGUUUACGAAGUCAAGGCUGUAAUGAUGAGUAUAAACUAGGUGAUCCAGAAGAAUUAAUGUUCCAAUAUUUUAAAAAGUUUGGGGAUAAACCAUGUUGUUUUACAGACCUAAAGGUGUUUGUUGACCUUUUGCCUGCUACACAAUGUACAAAAUUCAUUAAUCAGUUACUUGGCGUUGUUCCUUUGUCAACACCAACAGAGGAUAAGCUGGCACUGCCUGCUGAUAUCCGAGCUCUGCAGCAACAUUUGUGUGUGGUGCAGCUGACAAGGUUACUUGGCUUAUACCACAUCAUGGAUAAAGAUCAGAAAUUGAGUGUCGUCAGAGAAUUGAUGUUACGGUACCAGCAUGGCUUGGAAUUUGGGAAAUCCUGUUUGAAAACAGAAUUGCAGUUUUCUGACUAUUACUGUCUUCUUGCUGUCCAUGUGCUUAUUGAUGUAUGGAGAGAAACAGGUGACCAGACUGCUGUGUGGCAGGCCCUGACUCUGUUGGAAGAAGGAUUAACCCAUAGCCCUUCCAAUGCUCAAUUCAAAUUGCUGCUUGUUCGAAUCUACUGUAUGUUGGGUGCAUUUGAGCCAGUGGUGGAUCUUUACUCCAGCCUUGAUGCUAAGCAUAUCCAGCAUGACACCAUUGGUUAUCUUUUGACCCGAUACGCCGAAUCUCUAGGUCAGUAUGCUGCUGCGUCCCAAUCCUGUAACUUCGCACUCAGGUUUUUCCACUCCAACCAGAAAGAUACCUCAGAAUACAUUAUUCAAGCUUACAAAUAUGGUGCAUUUGAGAAAAUCCCAGAGUUUAUCGCUUUUAGGAACAGACUGAAUAAUUCUCUUCAUUUUGCACAAGUCCGUACUGAACGGAUGCUGUUAGAUCUUCUACUUGAAGCCAAUAUAUCAACUAGUUUAGCAGAAAGUAUAAAGUCAAUGAAUGUUAGACCAGAAGAGGAUGACAUUCCGUGGGAAGAUUUGCGAGAUAACAGAGAUUUAAAUGUUUUCUUCAGCUGGGAUCCAAAAGACCGGGAUGUUUCUGAAGAACAUAAGAAGCUUUCCUUGGAGGAGGAGACCAUUUGGUUAAGAAUCCGUUCCUUAACAUUGAGGCUCAUCAGUGGACUUCCAAGUCUUAACCACACUGUGGAGCCAAAGAACUCAGAGAAGACUGCUGAAAAUGGUGUGUCCUCCCGGAUUGAUAUUCUGCGCUUGCUCCUUCAACAGCUAGAGGCAGCUGUCGAGACAGGAAAGCGAUUUAUUGAGAAGGAAAUUCAGUAUCCUUUCCUUGGUCCUGUACCUACCAGAAUGAGUGGAUUUUUUGAUUCUGGCUGUUCUCAAUGCCAGAUAAGUUCCUUUCAUCUUGUUAAUGAUAUUUAUGAGCUGGAUACCAAUGGUUUAGAGGAUACAGUGGAAAUACAAGACCGAAUAGAGAAUAGCCUUAAGUCUUUAUUAGAGCAGUUAAAAGAUGUCUUCGGUAAAUGUAAAGGUGACCUGUUGGAAGUAAAAGAUGGUAAUUUGAAAACACAUCCUAUUCUUUUAGAAAAUCUAGUCUUCUUUGUUGAGACCAUUUCUAUUGUCCUUUGGGUAUCAAGUUACUGUGAGAGUGUCCUGCGACCAUACAAAUUAAACUUACAGAAAAAGAAAAAGAAGAAAAAAGAAACCAGCAUUAUCAUGCCACCUGUCUUCACCAGUUUCCAAGACUAUGUUUCUGGACUUCAGACUUUAAUUUCCAAUGUUGUGGAUCAUAUUAAAGGGCUUGAAACACAUCUAAUUGCAGUUAAGCUUGAAGAACUCAUUUUAGAAGACACUUCUUUCUCUCCGGAAGAGAGAAAAUUUUCAAAGACUGUGCAAGAGAAGGUGCAGAGCAGUUACCUGCAUUCACUUCUGGAAAUGGGGGAGCUGCUGAAAAAAAGGCUUGAGACCACAAAGAAACUAAAAAUUUAAAGAUGUAUAAACAUAGGCACUGAUGACUCUAAAAGCAGAAAUGACCAUACCAUCUUCCCAGGCAAAAGCAACAUCUGGUUGACCAUCAUUGUAAUCCAGAACUUCCUCAUAAAAUGCAUGAAGGACUUCGAUCGUGAAUUAAUUUUUUAGAUAUUAAAUAUAUACAACUGAUUAAAUUAUUGUAUAUAAACCAGAAGCAGGACCCUCAUCUGGGUUUGACCACUUUUUAUACAUGUUCAUAUACAUAUGGCAGCAACAAGAGUACCCUACUUUUCUUCCCUCCCAUCAGCAGAAACACCAGAGGUUGGGGGGAAGUGUAAAAGCAGCAAUAGAAAUUAAGUGUGAAGCAUCAACCUCAGAGCAGUGGGAGUUUUAGUCUGGUCUUGGCCAUUGGAAGCAAAAAGUAGCGGUAGAGGGGGUCAUGAUUGGGAGCAGGUCCUUGUCCACAGCAGCAGACUCACGUUGAGGCUUUCUCAGCUGUGUUACUCCCACUGAAUUGAAAGCAAGUCCACCUUGAAUGAGACUGAGCAGAAGAACUUGAUCAGAAAGGUGCCACUCAGAUGACCACAGGUGCUCACUUUUGACUUGGCAGUCUUGAUACUCAAGACGGUCCCAUCCCAGCGCCUGAGAGUUAAGUCUCACACAGAAGCAAAGAAAGCUCUCAAUCUACUGCUGUUUAGAGAAGAAAGCAGUACAGACCACUUACUGAACCUGCUGAGGACUAGUUUGCUGUCAUUUAUCCAACUGGGAAUCACUAGAGAGAGGUGUACAUAAUUUAUACAGGCAAGUCUGCUCGUUCUUUCAUUGGUUUUGUGAGUCAUCCUGCAGUUGAUUUGAGUCAUAUAUAUAUGACAUAUAUGUAUACACAUACAUAUAUCUGCAUAUAUGUAUGCUUGAAAAUUAAGAUUUACUGUUUUAGUGUUUUGAUUUGGGAUGAAUCAGUUUAACCUAGAUUUUAAGUUUUAGGCUGGCAAAGGAAAUGUUAUCCAGUGGAUUUAAUGCUCAGUCUGAUUUCUUAAAACUUGAGAAUUAUACCAGGAUGGUAUUUACUUUGUUCACCUGGAGGUCUGAUCCCCAAGACUGUGUAGCUUCAAAGGUUGAUCUGAUAGAAAAGUUAAAAAUUGCUCUUGAAAAUGUUAUGCAAUUUUUAUAAUUCCUUUGAUAACUUUUUUUUUUUUUUUUUUUUUUGGUGUUGGAAUCCUUGCUUCUGUUUUUGGUCUUUGUUACCUAAGUGUAGUUAAAGUUAAUCUGUAAGAGCAAAGCAAUGAAUUUGAUGAGGAAAUUCAAGCAUUUGACAGAGGAUUGGUCUUAAAGGCCUCAACAAUUCUUUCAUAUGUACUGCUCGAGUGAAAUGUGAUACUUACUGUAAAAGCAACCAAAAGAGAACUGGGAAAAUCCGUGUGUCCAAAGUUUGCAUUUUUGUUCCCUCAUCUUGAUUUUCUUAGGUUUACAAUUUGAUAGGGUGUUUAAUAACUGUUUAAACUUCAAGGAAAUUUUUAGAAAUUACAUUAUCUGUUUAAAAUAAGACUUGUUAGAGAAGCUAGUCCAUCAAGUAAUUUCAAAAUACUAUUUUUGAUAUAAAUUAGUACUCAUGGCCAUCAAACACCCCAUCUUCAAAGGAAGAACUGUCUCAAAUGCAAUGAAUUGAUAGUUCAGAUUCUGAAUCUCCUUUAAUGAUAACAUAUCAUUAUUUCAUAAAACUGUUGCCUAUUUUAGAUGGAAUUUUGUGUGUAUGCAGGGGUGGAAGGGAUGUAUGUAUGGCAUGUGUUCCUAGAAUGAUGUUUUGAAAAUCCAAAAAAGUACUGUACAUAGAAAUAGAAAUCUUCUUUAAAACUUCUAUCACAACUGACCAUGAUCAAUCUAGCAUAUGUAUGCUUGGUGGGCUGGCCUUGGUCCUCAGGGACAGUGCGUGACUGGUGGUCUACCUAACCAGUCUCCUGGCUAGGGCUAUCUGGACCGCUCUUGGUUUUACUGACAAAUGAUGUUACUUUUGAAGUUAUGCUUCCUUUGUUACUUGCUUGUUUUCCUACUGAAUGUAGCAAUUCAAUUAGAUCCAACUCUCACAUUUUGAGAUAAUUGUAAAAAGAAUGAAAUUAUGCAGAAAUGGCCAAUAUCUUUUAUCAAUCUAUUCUUUUGGAAUCUGUCAUGCACUAUAAAUUGUGUACAGUUUAAAAAGUAUAUCUAUAUAUAUAUAUAUAUAUAUAUUCUUACAUGAGUAAAAAGCACCCUCUCCCAGCAAAUUGUAUGUCAUUGAUAUUUGAAGAAAAUUCCCAAAUAACCUGUUGCUGCUGCUGCUGUUUUUGGUUUGUAUGAUUUUUUUGUUUUGUUCUGUUUUUGUGUGAUAAAUUGAUAUUUAAAAGAAGGAAAGGAGAAAAAACACGACUACUGUUUACAGACUGAAAAAUUAUUGCUUUGUAUACUACUGAGAUCCUAACUUAAGAUUCUCCAAAGCAAAUAUUUGGUUUUAAUCAUUUACCUGAUACAGAUAAAAGGUAGAGAAACUCAGUAUUCUCCACAGAAUGGAAAAUGUACAAAUGCCUAGUUGUGUUGCCCAUCAAUUUUGUAUAUUUUCAUAAUUUUAAUUGUUCAAAAUUGCAUUAUAUUUUGCAAUCACUAUGUUCAAUCUGGAUUUGUCUUUCAUUUUAACUUUUAAUAUAUAAAGGGGUUUCAAUGUAUCUAAAGGUUUGUUAUUGAAACUUCCUAUUUGAUGUGAUUUAUUAAUAUGGGAAGUCUAUAGUCUUCCUUCUUAAACUUAAGAGUAACUAAUUGACUUUAAACUGGAUGGGUUAAUUUAUAUAAACAUUUUCAUUUUCAGUUGGCAUUUCUGCCUGGUUCAUUCCCCUUCCCCUGAAUUCUUAGAAGCUACAACCUUCUCAGUUGGUGUAACUCAUCUCAAUUCUGUAUUGAGUGCUGUAUCCCCUUGCAAAAAUUUAUUAUUUGUGAAUUUACAUUUUUUGUUCUAAAGCCACCUGUCUUUGGUUUAAAAGUAAUUCAUUCCAUACAUUAAUUUAACAUAUA